This is a messenger RNA of Ailuropoda melanoleuca (giant panda), 6628 nucleotides long. RefSeq names its product plakophilin 2 (gene PKP2). The transcript is spliced from 13 exons. Gene Ontology annotation, cellular component: intercalated disc; plasma membrane; cytoplasm. The record is from RefSeq and is a predicted model, not a curated record. Bases 246 to 2756 code for a protein of 836 amino acids. Gene Ontology annotation, molecular function: protein binding. NCBI's taxonomy places the organism in Eukaryota, Metazoa, Chordata, Mammalia, Carnivora, Ursidae. Gene Ontology annotation, biological process: cell-cell adhesion; protein localization to plasma membrane; desmosome organization.
CCCGCUCCCAGGCCGAGUGCGCGUGCCUGGCCGCGCCCCCUGCCCGGAGGGGUUGGGGGGAAGCUGGGCCUCCCUUCUUGAGGCCGCGCUCCCCCCGGCACGGGCCUCGCACCAGGCGUGGGGGUGGGGCCCGGAGGCGGGGCCGGGGCGGCGGGGCGGGGCUCGCGCCAGUGCCCCCGGCUCCGCUGCAGCUUCGUCCGCAGGUCUCGCGGCAGGCGAGCGGCUUCGUCGCCUCCUCCGGCUCCAUGGCAGCCCCCGGCUCCCCGACUGAGUGCGGCUACAUCCGGACAGUCCUGGGCCAGCAGAUCCUGGGGCAGCUGGACAGCUCCAGCCUGGCUCUGCCUUCCGAGGCCAAGCUGAAGCUGGCGGGGAGCAGCAGCCGCAGUGGCCAGGCGGCCAAGAGCCUGCGGAUCCAGGAGCAGGUGCAGCAGACCCUGGCCCGGAAGGGCCGCAGCUUGGUGGGCAACGGAAAUCUUCACCGAACCAGCAGUGUUCCUGAGUAUGUCUAUAACCUACACUUGGUUGAAAAUGACUUUGCUGUUGGGCGUUCGCCUGGUACUAAAACCUAUGACAUGCUAAAGACAGGUGCCACUGCCACUUACGAAAGUCGCUGGGGGAGAGGAACGGCACAGUACAGUUCACAGAAGUCAGCGGAAGAAAGAUCCUUGAGGCAGCCUCUGAGGAGACUUGAGAUUUCUCCAGACAGCAGCCCUGAGAGGCUUCAUUACUCACAUAGUGAUCACCAGUAUGGCCAGAGAAUCCAGGCUGGGCACACUCUGCGGCACCAAGACAGCAGGAGAUCCACCCUCCUUCUGCCGCCUAGAUAUGCUCGCUCAGAAAUCGUUGGUUUCAGUCACUCCAGGGCCAUGAGCAGACAUCGCCACUAUGACACUUACCACAGACAGUACCAGUACGGGUCUGUGAAUGACACUGUGUUUGACAAUGCUUCUGUCAACCCAGUGGUGCUCACGUACCCCAGGCCUGGGACCAGUCACAGCAUGGGAAACCUCUUGGAGAAGGAGAACUGUCUGACUUUAGGGCCUGCCCCUGGGCACAUGCGGCCACUGGCGCCCCUGCAGGCUGUCAGUCAGAACAGGGCUGCUCAGUCCUGGCAUCAGAGCUCCUUCCGCAGCGCCCGCAUGGUGAGGGAAGCCGGGCCCAGCGUCACCGUGGAUGCAGGUGGGAGGAGGACACACAUGACCGCUGGCCAAGUGGCAGCAGGUGGAAGUGGGAACCUGCUCUUGGAGAGAAGCACUUUCACCGACUCCCAGCUCGGGAAUGCAGACAUGGAGAUGACUCUGGAGCGAGCAGUGAGUAUGCUCGAUGCCGACCGCACACCGCCUCCCAGGAUUUCUGCUGCAGCUACUUUCAUACAGCACGAGUGCUUCCAGAAAUCUGAAGCACGGAAAAGGGUUAAUCAGCUUCGUGGAAUCCCCAAGCUGCUGCAGCUCCUAAAAGUUCAGAAUGAAGAUGUUCAGCGAGCCGUGUGUGGGGCCUUGAGAAACUUGGUAUUUGAAGACAAUGACAACAAGUUGGAGGUAGCUGAACUCAAUGGGGUACCUCGGCUGCUCCAGGUGCUGAAGCAAACCAGAGACUUGGAGACUAAAAAGCAAAUAACAGGUUUGCUGUGGAAUUUGUCAUCGAAUGACAAACUCAAGAAUCUCAUGAUAACAGAAGCCUUGCUUAUCCUGACUGAGAAUAUCAUCAUUCCUUUCUCGGGGUGGCCAGAAGGAGACUACCCCAAAGCAAACGGUUUGCUUGAUUUUGAUAUAUUUUACAACGUCACAGGAUGCUUAAGAAACAUGAGUUCAGCAGGCCCUGAUGGGAGGAAAGUGAUGAGAAGGUGUGACGGACUGAUCGACUCCCUGGUCCAUUAUGUCAGAGGAACCAUUGCAGACUAUCAGCCAGAUGACAAGGCCACGGAGAACUGUGUGUGCAUUCUUCAUAACCUCUCCUACCAGCUGGAGGCAGAGCUCCCAGAUAGAUAUUCGCAGAGUAUCUAUAUUCACAACCGGACCAUGCAGACUGACAACAACAGAAGUAUUGGGUGUUUUGGCAGUCGAAGCAGGAAAAUAAAAGAGCAAUAUCAGGACAUGCCAAUGCCAGAAGAAAAGAGCAACCCGAAGGGUGUGGAAUGGCUGUGGCAUUCCAUCGUGAUACGGAUGUAUUUGUCCUUGAUUGCCAAGAGUGUCCGAAACUACACUCAGGAAGCGUCCUUGGGAGCUCUGCAGAAUCUCACAGCAGGAAGUGGACCAAUGCCGUCGUCAGUAGCUCAGACAGUCGUCCAGAAAGAAAAUGGCCUUCAGCACACCCGCAAGAUGCUGCAUGUCGGUGACCCAAGUGUGAAAAAGACGGCGGUCUCCCUGCUGAGAAAUUUGUCUCGGAAUCUUUCUCUGCAGAAUGAAAUUGCCAAAGAAACCCUACCUGAUUUGGUUUCCAUAAUCCCUGACACAGUCCCGAGUACUGACCUUCUCAUUGAGACUACAGCCUCUGCCUGCUACACUCUGAACAAUAUAACCCAAAAUAGUUACCAGAAUGCGCGGGAUCUUCUAAACACUGGAGGCCUGCAGAAAAUCAUGACCAUCAGCUCAGGCGAUGCUUAUGCCUCCAACAAAGCAAGUAAAGCUGCUUCUGUUCUCCUCUAUUCUCUGUGGACACACACGGAGCUCCAUAAUGCCUACAAGAAGGCUCAGUUUAAGAAGACAGAUUUUGUCAACAGCCGGACUGCCAAAGCCUACCACUCCCUUAAAGACUGAGGAAAACGAAAAAGUGCUCUCAGAAACCUCAGCCUCACCAUUCUCAGCCACAAAAAAGCCCCAAAGGAAAACACCUAUUUUUCUACUUUCCAGCCCAAGAAACCUCAAAAAAGCAUGCCCUGUUUCUUAGCCUUUUCUAUUUCCAAGGUUCCCAGAAUCCAAAAAACAAAUAAGCAGAAUAUAAUUUUAUUAGUCUUCCAGAAAACUUCUGCAAGUUUGCUACCAGUAGAUACUGGCCACAGGCUACUUUUACCCUCCACAGAUUGUGGUCCUUGUGAUCUGGGCUUAUGGUGCAGGGCCUUCCGGAACCAAAAUGUGAAUCCAUGUGGAAUGAACGUUAACAACAAGUAAGGAAGGAGGCGGUUGUAUUACUGGGAUUUUAAAUUGUGAUUUACAUGUAUAUCCCUUUUCUGGUUUCCAUGUUUUGUCACUCAUAUGCACGUUGCUUCGCCAUUGAGCCACGACUGUAUUGUUCUGCAGUGUUGAAACAGAAUGGAAACGACAAGAAAAAUUUGCAGAGUUAUCCAGGAGAAAAUUUAAUGGCAAAAUUAUACGUUUGUUUACUUUGUGCUUGUUUUUAUCCUCUUGAAGUUUUUUUCUCUGAUUUGAAAUGAACUUAAGAAAUUUAGAUCACAGAGCGUGCACUGAAAUAAAGUGAUCAUAGCAAAUUUAAAAAUCUUUUCACAGAGAAAGGCAACUGUGGUUAUGAAAUUCAGUGUCCCCUCUAACACUGUGUAAAUAUGAGUCUUGCUCAAGGAAAUACCUACCCUAUCACAACACUAUGAAAUGCAAAUCUCUCCUGAAUAGUAGGAUUCGGUAUGAUCUAUUGCCUGGACUUUUUCAGCAACUUCAGUGGGCUGGUAGAAAAAUGGACUCUAUACUCUUCAGCUACAGAAGGAACCAAAACCUCUCAAACUGCUGGGUGAACCCAGGGCACUGAAAACACAGCUCAUUUUAAUGAAUUACGUUAUCAAUCAACCCAAAUUUGCCCAACAUUUAAAAAAUAGCACAAAGCCUCUCAAUCUCCUGGGAUCUUCCUCAAGCCAAUAUUUUAAGUCAAGGAAAUUCUAGAGCAAAAAAAUGAAGACAUCAUGUUGAGGAAAAAUAUGUCAAGGCCACCCAGAAAUGAUACGAGAAAUACCAGUGUUGAAAAGUUGACGUCAUCUGUUGAAGCGAAUCUAUAUCAAGUGUUCUUUUAACUGAGCUGUGAUUAAUACCAUUUACAUAAAGUUAGUCUUCUCAACUACAACUGUUAUAUUUUGCUUUUAAAAAAAAAAAAACACCUGACAGUGUUUGCUAUAAAAAAGUAAGAAGGAAAAAAUCCUUCAGCUCCUUUUGGCCAGAAAAGUAUAAUAGAAAAAUAAAUUCCCAUAUUCAAUUUGAAUGUAUAUUUAAGUCUUUAUUUUAUUUAGAAGAUAAAAUUCUUUGAAUUUUAAGAGCUUGUUGGAGAAGACUUUCAUUACUAACCUAGUUCAAAAUGAAAUUAGAUACCAAUUUUUAAAUACUGAAGAGAGAAAUCAUCUCUUUUUAUAGAGUUUUAAUGAAUAACAUUUGGAACAUUUUUAUUCCUCUAGGUAACUGAUGGAUGUUCAAGAAGCUUCUGUGUUUUUUAAGGCAUGAGUAGAGCUUUCAAUAUAAAACACAAAAGGAGGCCAAAAUAAUGUUGCCUGCAUUGGUAUCUGUGUAUAUCUGAUUUAUUUGUGUAUCAUGGUAUAUGUGGUAUGACUGACAUGACUUUUGAAGAUUUGACCUUAUAAACUUCCAUUGCUACAGUUUUAAUAUUUUGUAAUUAUUUCUGUUUCUUCCCUACUUAAAGCCCUAAAUUCUUUCCCAAGAAACACUUCCUGUAAGAAAACUGGAAUUAGCUAAUGACUAAAACAUGUAACAAUGGAGAGACAUACAAAUGUGAUAGAUUUUAGUAAAUUGAGUGGGUCUGUGACCCUGACAAGAUGGGCUGUGUUUGAUCCCCAUGUCCUGCUUUGUUCACUCUGCUUAUCAAAAACCUCACUACAUCACUAUCUGUGGAUGCCUUUGAGGGAGGUCCUUGUGUGGUGGAAUAUCAGUUUUGAUCACAGGUCCACACAAAAAGCUCUUUUUUUUUUUUUAAAUAUGUGUCCCAACCUUCCCCAUGUCAUCAGGGGAAUUGACAGGCUGAGCGGGGCCUUUUUGUGUAUUUGUGCUGAGUUCCAAAGGGCUCCUGCCUUGUUAAGGAUUCUUAAUGGUGUUCUGGCAUAUGCGAGGUCGCUGCCCUGGCUUUCUGUCACUGGAAGCAUUUGUUUAUACCUGAUGGAAAUAACCAAAGGGUUAUCUGGCAAGAUAGGGGGUAACAUGUCAAAUGGGAAAAUAAGCAGCAUGAGUAGAUAAACCAUUUUAAAAUGAAUUUAAUCACCCUCUGAAGAAGCAAUUUCUUAGAAUAAAAAAAGGAAAUAGGAAAUAAAUAUAUUUAAAUAUAUCUUUAUAUACAUAUAAUUUAUUUGUAUUAGAGUUAUAAAUGAAAUUUCCUCUAAAUAAAAUGUGUCAUGAACUUAUUAUGCUUUGGAAUGAGGACGACUUCAGUAUGUUUGUACUUUCAACAAAAUUGCAGAAGCCUCAAAUCACAGGAUCUAAGGAUUAGGGGGGAAUUUAGAGGACAUCUGGUCAAAUCCUCCUUAAAGUAUCGUCUUGCAUCAGAAAAGAUGCAGUUCUUAUUAAAGUAACAGAGGAGAAAAGUAUGCAGUCAUUCGUUCAGCUAACGCUCAGCACGAUCCUGUAAUUCACCCAUUUUGAGAGUCAGUAACUGUUGCACUAAAGCAUUUGUUGUGGAAGAGAAAAUAAAAAAGGAAACAAACUUUUCAAAAUAAAAUCCUGCUUUAGAUUUAAUGUUCUAGUUCAUAGUGGUACUGACAAUUUCAUCUUUUAGGAAAUAAACUUUAACCUUUUAAGGACCGUAAGAGAAAGAAAAACUCUAUGAUAUAAUCAGGAAAAAGAUAUCAAAAUGCUGUACAUUGGUAAAAGAGCUAUUUAAAGUAUGAGUGGAAGGGAAAGCAUUCUGAAGCCAGGGUCUGGGAGACACACGUAAAGAAUCCAGCAAUAGUUAGCCUGGAAGAAAGGUGCCGUGUUACCUGUCUUUAAAUCCUGAAGGACUUGGGGCACCUGCGUGGCUCAGUUGGUUAAGCAUCUGCAUGCAGCUCAGGUCAUGAUCCCAGGACCCUGGAAUCGAGCCUGCAUCGGGCUCCCUGCUCAGCAGGGAGUCUGCCUCUCCCUCUCCCUCUGCCUGCUGCUCCCCCUGCCUGUGCUCUGUCAAAUAAAUAAACAAAAUCUUUAAAAAAAAAGAUAUAUAUAUUUUUAUACAAUAUAUAUAUAUUAUAAAAGAUGACAGACUUAUUCUGAGUAGAGGACAGACCAGGGCCGAUAGGUAGAGACUUGUGAGACUAGCUUUGACUGAACAAUAGUGGACAUAUAUUGAGCAGUCCUCACAGUCUCUUCAUGAAGGAUAUACUUUUUCCUUUUUCUUUCUUUUUUUUACAUUUUACACAUGAAAAUAAUGUGAAGCCAAGAGAGGUCAUGUUCCAAAGGAAUACAGCCAGAAAGUGCAGGGAGGCCAUAGGAGGCCAGAUGGGAAGAUGUGAGGAUCUCUUUGGCUUAUCUCUCUUUGGAGAGUGAAGAGGACUGAUUCUAGAACCAGCCAGUCUGAGCUCCAAGUGUGACUUCUCCAUUGAAUAGCUGGGGUGAGUUUCUUAGUUACUCUGAAUCUCGGCCUUCUUUAUCUGUUAGGUGGGAAUGAUAGUAGUAGUUACUUCAUUGGGUUGUUCUGAGGAUUAAAUGUUUUCUUAAUUGUAAAGCACUUAAAACCUUGCCUGACAGUUUGUACCCAAUAAAUGCUGACUACAUUA